UUUUUGGCGGAUUUGUACCCAAACUGAAAAAGAAACUGGCGUACAAGGCAUGCUCAAACCCCCUCAUGUUCAGCUCCCUGUACGGUGUAACACUGAUCUGGUUAUUGCAGUACCACCACGAGAGGGGGAAAUUAAAAUGUUAUAUUGAUUGGCAGUGAUAAUUGACUAAUGCCAUUUAACUAUAGAAUUUGAUGGUCUUGUUACAGCUUACCCACUUCAUUACUUGCAAGGUAUUUUUACAUGAUGGCCAAUUUCCAGACAGCAAAAGGAAUAAAUUUAACACAAGUAACUAUCCGUGCAUACUAGCCUAGUUACAUGUAGUCUAUUUAAUUGAUUUAUCAUACAUGUAGCAUUCCUCCCUCAUGUUUGUUGAUUACAUUCAUCAAAUAGUUUGAGAGGACUUCAAUUUUUCUGUCUACUUCCUCCACAAAAUAUCAAUUGUGUCACAGUCAAACAACAUGUAUUGGCAAGAAAAGAUUGCCAAGGCUAAUAAAAUGCAAACAGCAAGUUAACACCGGAUGCACAGGCAUGACCUGAUGACAGAUGUUUCUGCUACAGCAGUUCAACCGACUUGUCUCUCGGCAGGCACUAGGGACAGCGUUAAGCAUUACCGACAAUUGUUCAGCUAAGUUUAGCACAACCAACCCUGCCAUGAGCAUCAUCCUCCUGUCUAGGCUACGCGUCGUUGACAACUCCGCCCUGGGGGCGGCCGCUGCCCACAAGCCGCCCCGCUGCAUCAUGGUCUACAACAAGCAGCGCAUCGGCAAAGUCGGGGACAAGAUCCUGGUGGCCAUCCGAGGCCAGAAGAAGAAGGCCCUGAUCGUGGGCACCAAGCAAACGGGUCCCAGGAUGACCCCGCGCUUUGACACCAACAACAUCAUCCUGUUGGAGGACAACGGGAACCCCACUGGCACCAGGAUCAAGGUGCCCAUUCCGUCCAAUCUCAGGAGUCGCAAAGACCUGUCCAAAGUGUUUGCCAUCGCAACAACUUUUGUAUGACCCCAGCCGCAUCUCUUAAUCGCCUUUGGACAAUAACUGUGCAGGAACUGACUUACGUUGGAGUGAGGAGUUUAUUUGCAUACCGUUGAGAGAUGAAAUGUCCAUCAAGACAAUCUUGCUUUCGUUUGAGAGGUUUAACUAAUACCCCACUAUGACGUUGCUCUGUUCAUAGCAUUUAAUAGUGGUCUGCAGUAGAGGAAACCAGGUACCUUAUUUAAGUAAAUCACAGGGACCUACAUGUAGUUAACCUAAAAGAAAUCCCAUCCCAAACUUCAGCGAAAAAAAAGGAUAUUGUUCAAAUGCUGUGCCAGUUCUGUCUUACUCAAAACUUUCAUCACAACAUUUGGACAUACAUGUACAUGCAGUGUUUCAUCGCCCAUGAUGCCUCAUCAGAUUUUUAUUUUAAAAUUUCCCGUUUUUAAAAUUGAGUAGGAGGACCCAGGCCUAUGUUUAUCAACCAGUUCCUGACUUCAGCAGUUGGGUAGUGGGGCUCCCAGUUCUGUUGUUCAGCCUAACUUCUUCUCAACCACUUCACACUGCAAUGGUUUUCUGCAGCAGGAAAGCAGGCAACUUUUUCAUACAGUCUUGCAAUUUCUGCUCAUCUUAGUGGGUGACGAGCAUGCAGACCCUCACCCUUGAGUGGUUUCCGUUUAUGUUGUACUCAAACAGAAAAUCCGACUUGUCUCUGGAGGGUGACUGUGUGUUACAUGUAUACACUGAUGUGGCUGUUUACUAGAUGUGGUCGUCGUCUUAGCACAUUGGUCUACACCCAUGCCUUGGAGGCUAGAAAAGAUGAACUUUCACAGACUGUCCGUGAAUAUAGGAAUGUGGGAAACUAUAUUCCCUGCCAUGAAUCAUUUGUGCAUAGAAAUAAGGACAUGUGAACGUUACAAGUUACUCCGUUUCAUAUACUUGAGUACAUGAUGUACCCUGGCAUAAAAUCUGAGACCAUCAGCGUCAGUAAUGCAUAUAUUUGUACACACAUAAGCAAACUCUUUGUGUAGAUCUGCACAUCACAAUAUCUUUCAAAGAUGACUAGAAAUGGGUAGAUAAAUGUAGGCUUCCAUGUAAACAACUUGAGCAUGGCAUCAUUCCAUAAUAAACUACUGGUAGCUCUGGGCAUGGUUCUACUUUAAGCCAAAAGUCUGAAAUUUUAAAAUGGCACAAUACCAUAACUGAGUAUGACACCAAGAUUACUGACUCAUAAUCGUUUGUUUGACAUUUGUUCACCCAUUCUUUUUAUCUGUUGGCUUUUAUACCCAGUGGUGCUACAGCUAUAUGGCCUGAUCAGUUUCAGAGAAAUUAGUAUCGUAGUGUGAUGUGAAUGGAAUGCCUAAUGUCUGGUUAAUCAUCUCCCGCUGCCGCUCAUUGUGAGAAAUGGGAGAGUUGAGACGUUUAAAAAAAGUCAGUUUUCAGAAUAAUUCACAUUUCUUUCAAAUACACCCUGUAGAAAUUUUAAACGAAUUUCUAAGAUUCUUGGCAUUUAUUGAAAACCACAGAACUGAAGGUACCCACCCGUUUUUUAUUUUUUUCCACAUCAGUAAGCUUCAUGAGACAUAAAGUGCAUUCGCGAAGAAAUGAAGUCCAUCCCUCGUUGCUUUAGCACGUGUGUACUUUUUCUUCAGUGAUACACUUACGAGGGAGGUCAUAUACGCUCAGGUUUAUAUAUUGGCAGUACAAAGCAAUUUCCACCGGUCUAACCAGUGCUGAAAUCACACACUGAGAAACUAAAAGUUAACCACAGGGAAGGUGAAAAAUCCAACUUUGUAGUUUAGGGGUGAACAGAUGCGGUGAAAUGAAAUAUUUCAGGGGUUAUUGAAAGAUGAUUGUUACCCUAACAGUCUAAAAUCCUUUGAUUUCAAUAUGAUUUUACUUGCACCCUUGGGGGUUAGGUUUAAUAGUCUUGCUUGACGAGUAUUGGUCUAUAAGACAAGUGAGGAAAACCUGAAGGGCGGAUUUAGCUAUCAGAGCUUUUCUGUUGAUAAGAUCAAACAUUUUGAUGCAUGCUCGUUGCGUUGAAAAACUUGUGGAAUACCAGUACAUAUACAUGUCAGGUUGCAAGAUCCUGUUAUUAUUUAAGCCUACUAAGUGACUAAUAAAAAUAAAUGCAAGAUUUACUGA
Messenger RNA from Acanthaster planci (crown-of-thorns starfish), 3120 nucleotides. It is a transcript of the gene mrpl14, whose product is annotated as mitochondrial ribosomal protein L14. Lineage: Eukaryota; Metazoa; Echinodermata; Asteroidea; Valvatida; Acanthasteridae. Gene Ontology annotation, cellular component: mitochondrion; ribosome. Gene Ontology annotation, biological process: translation. The record is from RefSeq and is a predicted model, not a curated record. Gene Ontology annotation, molecular function: structural constituent of ribosome.